AUGGAUAAAAUUUCGUCACUAUUUUUGAAUCCAAGUUCACAGAAUACGUUACCAUUUCCAACGCCACCGCAUGAAUCUCUAAAAAAUACCCAGUCUAAUUUGAUGCUGAAUCAAGAUUUCAUGGAAAAACCACCAGACAAAGUCAUGAACGAAAUACCAGAUUAUAAUUCUCAAACAGUUAUGAUAAAUGAUCUAGAAAAUAAUCACUUAAUAGCUAUCAAUAAGUCAUUACCAGCACCAAUGAAUGUAAGGGCUGUUGAAAAGUUCUUCAGCAAAAAUUUAAAACAGAGACUUAGAUCUUCAGAGGAAAUUAACGAAAAAGAUGUGACUUCUAACGACGAACAAACAAAUUCCAAAAGCAAUACUUUUAACAACAAUUACGACGACGAGAAUGAAAAUUAUUCGACAUCGAAUGAUGAGGAGAAUCAGGAUUUCAAAAGUGCACAUGAAGAAACAUCUAAAGGUGAGAAGGAUUAUGACAGUAAGGAUGAAAAUCUGCCAAUAUGGAACGAUCAGAAGGAGCUUUCUGAGCAAAAUAGAAUUGGACAGGACUCAGAGAUUCAGGAAGACAGUAGUGAAAGGAAUGAGAAUCAGUUAUCUGUAGAAGAUCACGAUUAUUAUGAUAAAAGUGAAGAUCAAAAGAUAUCUGAAGAUCAGAAGAAUUCUCACGACAUAGGAGGGAGUCAAGAACUUUCUGCACAUCAGGAUCAUAAUGAAAAAAAAUCAAAUGAAGUGGAUAACUUAAAUGAGGAAUCACAUGAGGUGGACGCAAAUUCUUGUGAAAAUAAUUGUGAAGGAUUGUGUGAAAAUAAUUGUGAAGAAUCACAUUUUCAUCAUGCAGAUGACAUUGCAGAAUCUGAAAUUCAAACUUCACAGAACAAGAAUACAAGUGCAGAAGUUGAAUCAGAAACUGAUAGAGAAAGGGAAUCUUGUAAUGAUGCCUCUUGUGAACACACAUCAGCCAACUAUGAUCCCUACCUCGUGGGAGCUUCUUCAGGUAAUUUGCAAUCAUCUCCUUGGCCACCAGCACAGAAGCCGACGGAUGACAAGUGGAAAGCACCGAGAGAACCAGAGCAAUAUUCAGAAAAUUACUAUUAUGCCGUCAAGAAUGAAAAAAAUUGCCAAAUGGCAGCUUCUUCCAGUUCUAAUCUAAAAGACCAAAAAAAUGAAGAAUGUAAUUCUGUGAAUACUUCUUCGGAGAAAGCAUCUAAAUUAGACUUUGAAGAUGAUAUCCUACUCGAAAAAAGCAAUUCUGAUGAAAUUAGUAUGAGAAAAAUGAAAUUUGCUGACUCAGUUUUGAAGGAUGAAAAAGUUGAAGGACCAAAACUUUAUCAUAAAAAUUUAUAUAAUGGCAUUUUCCACAGUUUUGCAAAUAACGAAUUAAAUAAUCCAAAAAAUACACGGAAUGUAGAACGUUCAAAUUCUAAAGCGCAAAUUUUACCAGAAGCUGGAAAAUUUCAAUCAAAACGGUUUCUGUUACCAGCGAUAGAACGAAGAUUCAGUGAUGAAGUUAUCGAAUAUUUGGGUAAGAGGAUGAAAGUACAAAAUAUAGAAAAAGAUGGAAAAAGAUGGAACAAUGAUGUAAUUAAGUUGAAACCAAAGCUGCGCACUGAUAAUGAAGUAGUAGUGUUGAGGAAUCUGAAUAGCACUCAGAAGUCGUCAUCUAUCAAGCCUUUAAUUCAACUAAGAAAUUUUGAUAUAAUAGCAAAAUUUACUAACAACAAGAACUCACUGAGAUCAAGUCAAAUUAAUACCAACAAAAUCACAAGUAAUUUCAGGUCAGAAAAUUAUUUAAAAACAAAUCCUUAUUUCUUGUUACCAGACAACCAUACAGAUGCAAUGCACAAUAAAUUUGUUAAUCAAUUUGUACAAAAUUUUAAACUUAGACCAAUUUUGACUAGUUUUCUUGCUGAUAGUAAACGUAAAAUAGCAUGCAAAACUUUGGAUGGUUGCUCUGAGAAACAGCUAAAACAAGAAGUUAACUCUGAAUCAUUCCAUAGAUUGUCACCACAAAUCAGAAGUUCUAAUACUCUUUCAAUUGAUACAAAUCAGAAAAAGAUUAAUAAGAGAAAAUUAGAAAAAUUACUUCGAAUAAGAAACGCCAAGUUUUUUCAUGCAUCUGUCAAUGAAGGAUAUUCAAAAAAGUUGGUAACCGGCAAUUAA
Messenger RNA from Thelazia callipaeda (thelaziosis nematode), 2163 nucleotides. Lineage: Eukaryota; Metazoa; Nematoda; Chromadorea; Rhabditida; Thelaziidae. The record is from the annotation of a GenBank genome assembly.